AUGUGUAAAAUGGAGGAUCAUCCUGGCCAUCCUAUUUCCAACUAUGAUUUCUUGUCAGGGAAUGGUGUUCAUACGAAUAAAUUAGUCCAUAAGAACUACGACCGGGACUCCUCAUCAGCCAAGUCUGGCCGGUCACAACAAGAAGCAUCUGCAACGAGUGACAGUGGUCUAAAUGAGCAACACACCUCAAGACCCUCAUCACAAUCUGACAAUGACAAUGAUCAUGGGAAGCCCGAUCAGCACAUGGUAAAGCCGCUUUUAUCUUUGGGGAACCCAGAGACUGUUGCUCCCCCACCAAUGCUUGAUUGUAGCCAAUCAUUUGCAUAUAUUCCUUAUACUGCUGAUGCUUAUGCUGGGAUCUUUCCAGGAUAUGCCUUGCACGCUAUUGUUCAUCCCCAAUUAAAUGCUGCAACAAACUCUCGUGUGCCGCUCCCUGUUGAGCUUGCAGCAGAAGAGCCCAUGUUUGUUAAUGCAAAGCAAUACCAUGCAAUUCUUAGGAGGAGGCAGAUACGUGCUAAACUGGAGGCCCAAAAUAAGCUGGUGAAAGCCCGGAAGCCAUACCUUCAUGAAUCUCGGCACCGCCAUGCCAUGAAGCGAGCUCGUGGAACAGGAGGGCGGUUCCUCAACACAAAACAACUCGAGGAGCAGAAGCAGAAGCAGGCUUCAGGUGGUGCAAGCUGUACAAAGGUCCUUGGCAAGAAUACACUCCUUCAGGAUAGCCCUGCCUUCGCACCUUCGGCAUCAGCUCCCGCCAACGUGUCAAGCUUUUCAACAAUCAGCAUGCUGGCUAAUCAGGAGCGCACCUGCUUCCCCUCGGUUGGCUUCCGUCCCACAGUUAGCUUCAGUGCACUGAAUGGCAACGGGAAGCUGGCAACGAACGGAAUGCACCAGCGGGCUUCCAUGAUGAGGUAA
Messenger RNA from Triticum turgidum subsp. durum (durum wheat), 912 nucleotides. NCBI's taxonomy places the organism in Eukaryota, Viridiplantae, Streptophyta, Magnoliopsida, Poales, Poaceae. The record is from the annotation of a GenBank genome assembly.